Hemisphaericaspora subhashii is the source of this 2010-nucleotide messenger RNA. RefSeq names its product Plb4.5p (gene PLB4.5). The transcript has a single exon. Gene Ontology annotation, biological process: glycerophospholipid catabolic process. The record is from RefSeq and is a predicted model, not a curated record. Gene Ontology annotation, molecular function: A2-type glycerophospholipase activity. Gene Ontology annotation, cellular component: plasma membrane; extracellular region; cytosol. The coding region runs from base 1 to 2010 and encodes 669 amino acids. NCBI's taxonomy places the organism in Eukaryota, Fungi, Ascomycota, Pichiomycetes, Serinales, Debaryomycetaceae.
AUGUUGAAAACCAGUAUUUGUCUAUUAAUUUGGGGCUUGUCGCUAGUUUUAGCAGCCACCGAACGUAAUGGAUAUGCACCAUACACCGCAGAAUGCCCUGCGUUAGCAAAAGGGACAUUUUUAAGAGAAGGAAAUUCAAUCUCAGACCAAGAAGCUGAUUGGUUGAAGAAGAGAAAAGUUAAAACUAAACAAGCAUUAUCAGAUUUCCUUAAGAGUGCCAAUAUGACCAAUCUCGACGUUGAUAAAUUUUUGGAAGAUUCUGAAGAUGGGGUAAAUCUCGGAUUAGCAUUUUCCGGAGGUGGAUAUCGAGCAAUGUUAAACGGAGCUGGUUCUUUAUUAGCAUUAGAUAGCAGAACUUCAUUUGAAGGAAAUUUUGGUGGGAUUUUACAAAGUGCAAAUUACAUUGGUGGUUUGUCUGGGUCUAGUUGGCUCGUGAGUUCGCUUGCAUUACAGAACUGGACCACAGUUGAAGAAAUUGUGUUUGAUGGAACAAACCAAAUUCUUUGGAAUCUCAAUGAAACUCAACAAGUAGUCAGGCAAGAGGGGUUAUGGACUAUUGUAUUCCCAGUACUUUUUAAGAAUUUAAAUGGGGUGUUAGCUUAUUUAAAAUUUUGGGAUAAUGAUAAAAAUGGGAUUAAAUUUGAUCUUGAAAAGAAAGAAGCUGCUGGGUUUCCAACUUCGGUAACUGAUCCUUGGGGUAGGGCUUCAGCCCAUCAAUUAUUUCCUAGCGAUGAUAAUUAUUAUAGUUCUGCUACUUGGAGUGAUAUUAGAAACAUGGAAGCCUUUGCUAAUCAAGAUAUGCCUUUCCCAUUUAUUACAGCACUAGGAAGAAAACCAGGUACCGUGGUAUACAAUUUAAAUUCAACUGUUGUCGAAAUGAAUCCGUUUGAAUUUGGAUCUUUUGAUCCAUCAUUGAAUAGUUUUACAGAUAUUAUGUACUUGGGAACAAAUGUCAGCAAUGGGAAACCUCUUGGAGAAUGUGUCAAGGGAUUUGACAAUGCUGCCUUUGCAAUGGGAACUUCAGCUUCUUUGUUCAAUAUGUUUUUAAAUACCCUUGUUUGUGAUGAAUGUGAUUCGUUAAAUGGUAUUGUCAAGUGGGUCUUGAAGAGGUUCCUUGAUGGCUUAUCAAGUACUUAUGAAGAUAUCGCCCUAUAUAAACCUAAUCCAUUUUAUGAAUCAGAGUUUACUAAGUCAGAUAAUAUUUCGGCAAGUGAUACCUUAUAUUUAAUGGAUGGAGGUCUUGCUGGGGAAGUGAUUCCACUUUCGACCUUAAUGAUCAAAGAAAGAAAGAUGGAUGUUGUGUUUGCUUUUGACAAUUCCAAUGACAAUGCAAUCAAUUGGCCAGAUGGAAUAGCCUUAGUUUCUAGUUAUGAACGUCAAUUUUCUGAACAAGGUAAUUCCGUUGUCUGUCCAUAUGUUCCUGACACUCAAACUUUCCUUGAGAAAAACCUUACUGCUAAACCCACAUUCUUUGGAUGCGAUGCUAAGAAUUUGACUGCUUUGACUAAGGAUGGAGUUAUUCCACCUUUAUUGGUUUAUUUCCCCAAUAGACCUUAUGAAUAUUAUUCUAAUGUAAGUACUUACAGAUUGUCAUAUUCAGAUGAAGAAAGGAAAGGAUUAAUCAAGAAUGGAUUUGAAGUUGCCACUAGGUUGAACGGAACAAUUGAUCCCGAGUUUAAAGCAUGUCUUGGAUGUGCGAUGAUAAGAAGAGAAGAAGAAAGGAGAGAUAUCGAACAGUCAGAACAAUGUAAGCAAUGUUUUGAAAGAUAUUGUUGGGAUGGUUCCCUUGCCGAAGGAGAAGUUACCGUGAAGGUCAACUUUACUGCUGACGGAUUAACCAAUGAUGACACAGUGUUCUAUGGAAGUGGUCCUUCUGUUGUUUCUGAACAACUGUUAAUAUCAUUCCCACGUAGGGACGAGGAGUCAACUAGUUUCAGUGCACGUUUAGAACCUAAUAUUAGUUGGACUAUCUGGCUCGCUUUGUUGAGUGUUGGUAUUUAUUUUCAAUAA